This is a messenger RNA of Cryptomeria japonica (Japanese cedar), 2275 nucleotides long. RefSeq lists its product as uncharacterized. The record is from RefSeq and is a predicted model, not a curated record. The coding region runs from base 405 to 2132 and encodes 575 amino acids. NCBI's taxonomy places the organism in Eukaryota, Viridiplantae, Streptophyta, Pinopsida, Cupressales, Cupressaceae. The transcript has 14 exons.
UAUAUUUUGAGGGGUUCUGAAAUCAAAGGGUGCAAUUCGGAUACACGUCCUUGUCCAUCAGUGACUUGGACGGCACAAGAAGUAUCGAAUUCAAUUUAAAAACUACCCCUAUACUAACGUCCGUUUGUUCACAGAAUUCUUAAUUUACCUCAAUUGCCGUCGCGCGCUAUCCCCAAUUAUUUGCAGGCGGACGUUGAAAUCUGACAAAAAGCUAAACAAAUGAAAUCGAUUCCAUCGUUUAUCUUGAAGAGUAGAUAGUGUUUUGUUAAAUGGUAAGUACGGAUUGAAUUUUACAGGAGUCGGCAUCUAACAAAUUGCGCAGUAGCAGGACUCUUUAUCACCUGCUAAUCUUAAAGAGGUGAAAGGAGGGGAGGGAUCGCUAAAUUUCUGCAGGCACGCAAUCCAUGGAACAGCUCGUUAAUUUCGUCAUCCGUCCGCCCAGGGCUGAUUAUAGUCCCACUCAUGACUUACUAGAACAGGAAUUUUCGCUCAAAGGACGUAGGUUUCGCCGCAAAGAUCUAGAGGUCAUCAAUGAUCAUGGUAAUGUGUUACAGUGCAGUCAUUACAUGCCUGAUCCUAUGCCAGAAGGUAGAUCACUACCAUGUGUGAUUUAUUGUCACGGGAACAGUGGAUGCAGAGCAGAUGCUAAUGAAGCUGCUGUCAUUUUGCUGCCUUCAUAUAUUACAGUUUUUACCCUUGAUUUUUCUGGUUCUGGCCUAUCAGAGGGAGAGUAUGUCACUUUGGGGUGGAGAGAGAAGGAUGAUCUAAAGGCAGUUGUCAGAUUUCUGCGAGAAGAUGAACAAGUUUCGUGCAUUGGCUUGUGGGGUCGAUCGAUGGGGGCUGUAACAACCUUGAUGUAUGGAGCUGAAGAUCCCUCAAUUGCAGGGAUGGUCCUUGAUAGUCCAUUUGCAAAUUUGGUUGAUUUGAUGAUGGAGUUGGUUGAUGUAUACAAGAUGCGCCUUCCAAAAUUUACUGUUAAAGUAGCAGUACAAUAUAUGAGAAAAGUAAUCCAGAAGAAAGCUCGCUUUGACAUCAUGGAUCUUGAUGUUAUUCAGGUAGCAUCAAAAUCUUUCAUACCUGCAUUAUUUGGACAUGCCACCGAAGAUAUCUUUAUUCAACCUCAUCAUUCGGACCUCAUAUGCAAGUCAUAUGCUGGGGACAAAAAUAUCAUUAAAUUUGAGGGGGACCACAACUCUCCACGACCACAGUUCUACUAUGACUCAAUAACCAUUUUCUUCCACAAUGUCUUGCAUCCUCCAGAUGAUUUGGUUGAAAAAAAUGCUUCCGAAUUCCUGUAUGAAUAUAUUGACGGAUCUGAAGAUUUGGAUGAGAGCGUGUGGCAUGACAUCUUAAAUGCUCAAGGAUUUAUUCCAAAUUCUACUGAUUCUCUUCAUCAGCCUAAUAGCCCUGAAUUCAGUGCAAACUCUACUGAAGACGCCAUUAAUCACUCUCGUGCUAGAUGGCAAAUGAGUAGAACUGAGGUACCAGCUAAUUUUACAGAUGUUGCAGAUGAUAAUAUCAAUUUCCUUAAUGAAAAUGAUUUUACUGGAGGGGAAGCCACACCUUCAAAAUCCUGUGAUACUGAGGGAUCUCAAAAAUCUUUGCAGAGGAAAGAAAAUGGAAAUGCUGAGAGUUCAUCCUAUAAAAUGUGCAGUAUAAAUGAUCACAGCUGUGAGCAACAUUCUCUUGAGAGCACAGUGACAAGAGAAAUGAGCAACCAGGCUGCAGAUUGUUCUCUGGGUAGCUUUGCACACUUUCCACUUACAACAGACGAUGAAGAAAAGAUGAUCAUGGAAGCAAUCGCUGCAUCCCUUCAGGAUCUUGAAACUAGAGAAGUUUCUCAGGAAGAAAGCACCAAAGACGAAGAGAAGAAAACUUGUCAGACAGCAUCAGAAACUUCUGGGGACGCUUCUAAAGGUUCUGACAAUGAAGGCUUGCACACCACCUCUUCUGAAGUGACGAUAUUGCCAAGUGUAGACAGUUCCCAGAUACAAUCUGAUCCGCCUGGAACGAUUAAAAUUGAAACAGAAGAAAAGUGCACUAAUUUGUCUGAUUCAAAAAACCCAUCAAUGAGCGUGUUGGAUGGUUUAAAUCAUCGUUGGGUUAGUUUCUUCCGCAAAAACCAACAAUAGCCACUGUAAAUAAUUGAUGUUCUAUAAUUGCAAUCUCUCAACAAAGACGUAACCUUGGAAAUUUGAGUGUAUUGUUGUAUAUUAACCAUUGAUAGUAGGCUGUUAUCAUGUAUUAACGUCAAUCUGAUCCAUUUUCCCUUUCA